AGCGCUUCGGCAUCUCUUCGUUUCCUCUUGUCCUUGACUUACACAAAUAGCACAAUGGUUCGAAACAUCGCUAUCGCGGCCUUGCUCCCAGCUGCCUGGGCUCUGCCGUCAAGCUCUCUCCAGGAACGAGAUGCUUGCACCGUGACUGACUACUCCGGCCUCGCCACCGCCGUCUCAUCCUGCACAAACAUCGUGCUCGCCGGCUUUCAAGUCCCGACAGGCAAGCAACUUGAUCUAUCCAAGCUCAAGGCUGGCACAACCGUCACUUUCAAGGGCAAGACCACUUUUGCCACCACUGCUGACAACGACUUUGAUCCUAUCGUCAUCAGUGGGAGUGGUAUCACCAUAACUGGUGCAUCUGGUCAUGUCAUUGACGGCAACGGUCAAGCGUACUGGGACGGCGAAGGUUCCAACAACAAGGACAACCCCAAGCCUGACCACUUCAUCGUUGUCAAGAAGACCACCGGCAACUCAAAGAUCACAAACCUCAACAUCCAGAACUGGCCCGUUCACUGCUUCGACAUCACCGGCAGUUCACAAUUAACCAUCUCAGGGCUAAUUCUUGACAACAGAGCCGGUGACAAGCCAAAUGCCAAGAGCGGUAGCUUGCCCGCUGCGCAUAACAGCGACGGUUUCGACAUUUCGUCCAGCGACCACGUCACUCUGGAUAAUAACCAUGUUUAUAACCAGGAUGAUUGCGUUGCCGUCACUUCUGGUACCAACAUCGUUGUUUCAAACAUGUAUUGCUCCGGCGGUCAUGGCCUUAGUAUCGGAUCUGUUGGUGGAAAGAGCGACAAUGUCGUCGAUGGUGUUCAGUUCUUGAACUCGCAGAUUGUGAACAGUGAGAAUGGAUGUCGCAUCAAGUCCAACUCUGGAACAACUGGCACGAUCAACAACGUUACCUACCAGAACAUUGCUCUUACCAACAUCAGCAAAUACGGUGUCGAUGUCCAGCAAGAUUAUCUCAACGGCGGUCCUACUGGAAAGCCCACCAACGGAGUCAAGAUCAGCAAUAUCAAGUUCACCAAGGUUACUGGAACCGUGGCCAGCUCAGCUCAGAACUGGUAUAUUCUGUGCGGUGAUGGUAGCUGCUCUGGAUUUACCUUUUCAGGAAACGCUAUCACCGGCGGCGGCAAGACUAGCAGCUGCAACUAUCCUAGCAACACUUGCCCCAGCUAGAUCGCGCUUAUCCUUGCCGAAGACUGGGUUUCCUGUUGUCGUGUUGGAUCGCAUAGGCGGACAGCUGAGAAUCUGGGUUCAUAGUUAUCAUACUUAUCCUAGCAAUACACUUUAUCUAUUGAACCAG
Fusarium verticillioides 7600 is the source of this 1306-nucleotide messenger RNA. Its product is annotated as polygalacturonase. The coding region runs from base 55 to 1179 and encodes 374 amino acids. NCBI's taxonomy places the organism in Eukaryota, Fungi, Ascomycota, Sordariomycetes, Hypocreales, Nectriaceae. The record is from RefSeq and is a predicted model, not a curated record. Gene Ontology annotation, cellular component: extracellular region. Gene Ontology annotation, molecular function: polygalacturonase activity. Gene Ontology annotation, biological process: pectin catabolic process. The transcript is spliced from 5 exons.